Talpa occidentalis (Iberian mole) is the source of this 957-nucleotide messenger RNA. RefSeq names its product olfactory receptor 10AG1-like. Lineage: Eukaryota; Metazoa; Chordata; Mammalia; Eulipotyphla; Talpidae. The transcript has a single exon. The coding region runs from base 1 to 957 and encodes 318 amino acids. Gene Ontology annotation, cellular component: membrane. The record is from RefSeq and is a predicted model, not a curated record. Gene Ontology annotation, molecular function: olfactory receptor activity; G protein-coupled receptor activity. Gene Ontology annotation, biological process: G protein-coupled receptor signaling pathway.
AUGGAAUGCACAGGACAAAAUUCCCCUCUGGGGAACCACACUGCAUUGGUGGAAUUCAUCCUGAUUGGGUUCUCUGAUGUUCCCAACCUUCAAGGAUUCCUUUUUGGUAUAUUUCUGAUAAUCUAUGUCUUUAUUCUUACAGGAAAUAGCCUCAUUAUCAUAAUAACUAAGGCUGAUCCUUCCCUACAGACCCCCAUGUAUUUCUUUCUUAGGAAUUUUUCCCUUUUGGAAAUAUGUUAUGUGUCAGUUACUGUCCCCAGAUUAUUAGCAGAUCUCUAUAGACAAUAUGGGAAUAUUUCACUGCUGGCUUGUGCUAUUCAAAUGUUUUUCUUUUUGAUCUUGGUAGACACUGAGUGCUUUAUUCUCACUGCCAUGGCUUAUGACAGGUAUGUUGCCAUUUGCAAACCAUUACUCUACCCUGUCAUCAUGAACAACAGGCUGUGUAUGCAGCUGGCAGUUGUCUGCUGGACCGCUGCAAUUCCGGUACAUACAAUAUUCAUCUCUGUUGUCUUCUCCUCAACCUUCUGUGGAUGUAACCAGUUGAAUCACUUUUUCUGUGAUGCACCUCCAGUUGUUCAGCUUGUUUGUGGGGAUACUUUCAUGUUUGAAAUGUUAACUUAUGCAGUUGCUGCAUUCGGCGCCAGUAUACCUUCUUUUAUGAUUCUUGGAUCGUAUGUGAAAAUAAUCUCCACCAUCCUGAAGCUGCCAUCAGCAACUGGGAGAGCCAAGGCCUUCUCUACUUGUUCUUCCCAUCUCAUGGUUGUGACUUUAUUCUUUGCAUCAGGCAUCAUUGUAUAUAUGAAACCUAAGUCCACUUACUCAACAGGAAUAGACAAAUUCCUUUCUCUUUUUUACACCGUUUUGGUACCCAUGUUCAACCCUAUUAUCUACUGUCUGAGGAACAAAGAUGUUAUAGUCGCAUUGAGAAAAUUCCUGCAGAAAUGGACUGUGCUGUGA